This is a messenger RNA of Seriola aureovittata, 6215 nucleotides long. RefSeq names its product double C2-like domains, beta (gene doc2b). The record is from RefSeq and is a predicted model, not a curated record. NCBI's taxonomy places the organism in Eukaryota, Metazoa, Chordata, Actinopteri, Carangiformes, Carangidae. Bases 416 to 1597 code for a protein of 393 amino acids. Gene Ontology annotation, cellular component: membrane. The transcript is spliced from 9 exons.
CACACACCACUCUCUCUGCUCUCUCUCUCAGAUAGGCAGCACAGACGUGGGCAGAGUGUGGGGGUAUAGGAAGAGGAGAGAGCAGGAGGGUAGGUAGUAGUGUGUGUGAGGCUGUCAGACAGCAUGGUCUGGGUCUGAGGACAGCACAGGAAGACGCAGCAGCAGCAGCAGCAGCAGCACCAGCAGCAGCACCAGCAGCAGCCUCCAGAUCUCCAUGUAGACCAGUGUGGUGACAUCCACAGAUCACCUGGACCACAGCACCCACCCAGGACAACACCCACCUCUUCCAGGGAAGCAAGAGGAGGAGGAGGAAGAGGAGUACGAGGGGGGUGGGUCUGUUUAUCUUCUUUUUUUUUUUUAAUUUCUUUUCUCAGUUUUUUGGUUUUGGGAGUAGGCUCCGGGCUGGACCGCAUGCAUGACACAACGCAAAGGCGAGAAACCCACCAUCAGCAUCCAGGAGCACAUGGCCAUUGAUGUGUGCCCUGGCCCCAUCCAGCCCAUCAAGCAGAUCUCUGACUACUUCCCCCGUUACCCACGGGGCCUCCCCCCUGCUGCGCCCCACGCCGGGUCCCUGCGCUCUGCCCUCUCCACCUCCUCGGCCGCCGCCACUCCCGAAAGUGACCGCCCCAAUGAGGACAACCCAGACCGGGCUUGUGCCGGAGCCUCCGCCUCCUUACAGGCCGGCAGGAGGGACGAGGAGCCUGAUGUGGAGGGAUACGACUCAGAUGACUCAACCACACUGGGGACCUUGGAAUUCAGUUUGCAUUAUGACCAGGAGAACAAUGCGCUGCACUGCACCAUUAACAAAGCCAAGGGGCUCAAGCCGAUGGACCACAAUGGGCUGUCAGACCCGUAUGUCAAGUUGCACUUACUGCCCGGCGCCAGCAAGGCCAAUAAACUUAGAACCAAGACCCUGCACAACACACUCAACCCUGUCUGGAGCGAGACCCUGACCUACUACGGCAUCACUGAUGAGGAUAUGGUCCGCAAAACACUCAGGAUUUCAGUGUGUGAUGAGGACAAAUUCCGCCACAACGAGUUCAUCGGGGAAACGCGAAUCCCCCUCAAGAAGCUGAAGCCCAACCAAAUCAAAAACUUCAACAACUGCCUGGAGAAACAGUUACCUGUCAACAAGACAGAAGACAAGUCCCUGGAGGAACGAGGACGCAUCAUGAUUUCUCUGAAGUACAACACCACAAAGUCCUGCCUGGUGGUGGGCAUCAUACGCUGCGCUCACCUCGCCGCCAUGGACGCCAACGGCUUCUCUGACCCCUACGUCAAAACGUACCUGAAGCCUGACGAGAACAAAAAGUCAAAGCACAAGACUGCUGUGAAAAAGAAGACACUCAAUCCCGAGUUCAACGAGGAGUUCUGUUAUGACAUUAAAUAUGCAGACCUCACCAAAAAGACCUUGGAGGUGACUGUGUGGGACUACGACAUCGGCAAGUCCAACGAUUUCAUAGGUGGCGUAUCUCUGGGUAUCAAUGCAAACGGAGAGAGGCUCAAACACUGGUUUGACUGCCUCAAAAACAAGGACAAGAAAAUUGAGCGCUGGCACACGUUGACCAAUGAAUUACCUGGUUCUUUAAAUGACUGAAGACCCACAUCCUGUCCUGUCGUCCAACCAGUUGCCCCCUCCCCCCGUUCCUCCCUGGCUGCACCAGAUCGGACUCCUGCCUUCAUUUUCCUGACUCCUCCACUCAGCUCUUCUUCUUUGGAGUUUUUCCUCAUGUUGGCCACAGCGACCUGUGACACUCCUCUUUGGGAAUCUAUUCCCUCUCAACAGGGCUCAACUAAAACAAAUAUCCAAAACCUUAUGCUUGUGUUCCACAACACUUUCACGUAUACAAUAGGAUUUUCAUUUUUCUCUUUUAUUUUACUUUAAAGAGAAAUUCAAACAACCAAAUCAAUCAAAGGGGUCGGUGGUGAAUUUCCAAGCCUCAUAAUUCUGUAUGAUCAGUGAAGAAAAAAGGAGAAAACGCCUUCGAUUCAAUUAGAGCUUGUACAGCAGUUAAUAAUUUACCAGUGAUUGACCUGAAACAGCACAAAUAAAGCCUGUGGCUGUGAAGUAAAACAGAACUUUAAAAGAGUAGAGAUCCUAACAAAGGAUGUAGCAGCAUUUCAUACUGUUGGAGUGUGCAGAAAAGUUUAGUGGAACAGUUGUCAUCUUCUCAAGCAAACCCUCCAUGUUCAGUCUGCUUGACACUAAUAUUCAGUGUCGUAGAGGAGCAGCUGAAGAAACGAAUCGACCGCACAUUUGAAGGUGUUGCACUUCAACACGAUCGUAAAACCGUUGGGUAGUGCAGGUCCCGCUGUCGUUCACCCCUCGAGUAGGUGGCUCCCACGGCAACAAGAAGUUUGUUUUCUCCUGUAGUUUCAGUCAUCCGGCCACGUGAGAACAACGUCAUAGGAACAGAGAACCUCCUUAAAGUAAUUAUAAUUUAUUAAGCCCUGAGAAGGCUUCAAACAAACAGCGUUUGUGCUGCCCGAUCGAGACGGCGCGUCCAAACAGCUUCAUCCGUCAAACAUGAACGUUGUGUUCAGGUGACAAACACCUCUAGCAGCUGCAGGAAUUAUGAGUCCUGUCCGCCGAGAGCAAAAGGUAAUAAUGACGUUAUUAUUAUGACCAAACCAAAUGUAAAUACAGCAGAAAGGCACUGACAUAUUAUGUGGCGGUGCAGACGGGUGUCAGACUGUAUCAAACAGAAUGUACAGAUGCUUAUACUGUAAGUACUUUGCCAUUUAAUUUGCAGGAUUUGUUGGUCUGACUGCAUCUAAAGGCAAAAGUGUUAAAGCUUAUUCUGAAUAUUCACACAGGAAGGAGAAAAGGUCUGCAGUCAUAGCCUCCUCCUGGUUGCAUCGCACUACCUCCCUCAUCCGUCUCCUACAACUGUGUCUUUUCUUUCUAUAGCCUUGACACCAUGAAUCGUACAAAUGGAUAUAACUUCUGCAUAAUCAGCAGACCAGAUGUAUCGUAGGUAAUCGGGCUCGAGGAGACUGCUACGUUUACAGUUUUCCACUCACUGUGACAGAGAACAACGAUCCCAUUCAGCAGAAAGUUUCCAGCGGAGACGUCCUUGUGAAAUUUGAUUAAGUUUACAAAAGGAAACACACUGUCACUCUCCAUUCAGUAUCUCCAUAGCUGCCGAAGCACCAAAAUACAGUUGCAUUUUUAAGGAGGAACGAAUCAGCUACUGUGUCUACAGACUCUUACCAUAACCCCUUAACACAGCAUUAUACAUCUGCCUUUAGAUGAGACAACAAGCAUUUUGUUUCAAGUAUACCGAGGCCUUCACUCCUUUAGAGGGAUAUAGCUCCAUAAUCAGACAAAACAACCCUCAAAAUGCAAGGCAUGAUGGGUAUAAGGAGAUGGAUGUUGGUAGCUUAACUUCUACUAGAGGAUUUCAGGACGACCGAUGGCCCAGUAAGCAAACUGUCUGGCCGGUGUCAACUGAAUAAACCAAUGCAAAAAUCAACUUCACAUAAACUCCUCCUCAAGGCUUCAUACAGAAAGUAUUCAUGACAUUACAAACACCGAUUCCCUGUGUGUCUCUGUGUAGACAAAUCAAUAUGAACUAGGUGUCAAAGCGCCACCUACUUGGAUUACUCACUGAUUUUUUUCAGUGUCAUCCCCUAAACUACAGAGCUGCCUAGUGUGGUAAUCCUGACCUGAUCGCAAGUGUUUCGUCCGUUCAGUUUCCAGACUACAAAAUGCCGGUUUCUUCUCUAACAGUGAAUAACUAAAUCACAUAUGCAUUUUGAAGUUUAACUCAAAUCUUGGUGAAUCAAGGGCACAAGGCAGCAGUGUUGUUUUCGAUCAGCUGGCUGCAAGUCUGUGGUCGAAAGUGAUUUUUACUCGCGUCUUAUGAGAGAAUGCAGAUGAAAUUUCUGAUGAAACGGCCGUGCACGGUGUUCGCAGGGUGCCACCGAGUCACACUGGAAGAACAGACGGCGAGCCAAAGGAGUGCAGUAGCUGCUGUGAGCCUGAAGAGAGGUCACGGAUGUAAAAGCAGAUCUGUAUAUGCACCUGAUAAUUCUGAUGAUCUGUGGAUAAUUUCAGCACAGAGGUGGAAACAUUCGCCCUCGCUGUGCACGGUAAUCACGCAGCCUUAUUUUUGCUGUGUGGAAGGUAGAGAGCCUGCUUGAUGGAGACCGUCUGUAAUCAACAGCGGGGUGAAGUUCAGUGGGUGACCCGCCUGGUGAAAAUCACUUGUCGAACCACAAUACCACAUGAUUGAGCAGCUCUGUGAUGUGCGUGCGCUCAGCUUAUUGUUUACACUACAGAAAAUGAGUUUCCACACACACACACACACACACACACACAUACACACACACACAAAAAACCCCAGCAGGCGGCGUUUUCAACCGUAAUGUGGAUGAAAAUGUUCCUGCUGUAUGUCAAAAGGGCAAAAUUUUAAAAGCAGAAAGUUUACGUCAAAUACACACAAACAAACAAACAAACAAAAAAAAAAGAAAAGAAAAAAAAAUACUUCUACUAAUAAAAAGCAUGUAUUGUUUACAACAACAGCCUGUUCUUGCUGAAGUUCAAGUUUGCUGCUGAAAGGGCAAACACGCCCUCGCUCAAGUCACUGCGAUUGUUCACUCGUGCAAUGCAAGCUUUGCUGAGGAGGGCCGAGGUGAGAAGGGCAGGAUUUUUAAUAUACUAGCCGUGUGCGUAUAUUGUUUCUAUGUUGCUGCAUACAUUUUGGAUUUAGAUUUUUUAUUUUGUUUGUUUGUUUUUGUUUGUUUUGUUUUGUUUUUUUCUUAUUGUAAGCAGCGCCACUAUAAAUGUAUCAAACAGAAUGUACAUGUUUAACCCUUUCUAUUCCACAGUAAACCCUCUGAGAAUGUGCGCCUUAGUGCUCUGUGUUGUUGAUAUUGUUCAUAUGUCAGGUCUCAAGUUCUGUAACACACACACACACACACACACACACACACACACACAUAUCUGGGAAUAGCGUUGGUUGAACUUGCAUCCCAGGAGCAAACUUCUUGUCAUACACUAAGAUAACUAAAAUUUCCCUCCCCCCCCCCGAGUCCCUGUGCAGUCCUGAAACACGACUAAAAACCUGAGUUGCCCUCACGGACCAGUAGGCUGGGAUGCAUGCCAUGUAUUUGUGAUUUUAUGAGUUCGAUUCUGCAGUAUAACCUUUUCCGCAUGCCCCCAACCCCCGACACCAACCUUUCCUCCUGAACCUCCACCGUGCGCUGACUGGUAACACAGAAACGCCACACAAAUCAGUCCUGGCGUAAACGUUCAGGAUUCCCGUCAGGCUCAGCUAACGGCUCUUUGUCACGACCUCACGUCGCCGCGAGUGAUAGGCCGGGCAUGUUUAUUUUUAAGGAGCAUGUCGACUCUGUUUUUAUGAUCAUCAUCAUUUAAAACUCGCUAAUUACAGUUGGUGGAUGGUCACAAACAGCCCCAGUGUCUGUGUUUUUAAUAUUAUUACCUUCUGAACCUGUAGUUUUAUUGUUGACGUAGUGUUAUUUUUUUUUCCUUCUCACACAACAUCUCAUUCAUUUUGAAGAAACUUUGACUUUGAUAGCUGAUAUUACGCCUUCAAAGCCGGGUAAUGAAAUGUUUAACGCAUCAUAUCAGGCCUCACAUCUUAGUUUUCUUUAAGUGUUAACAGCCUCUUCAGCCACAUUGAUUUGUGAGGCACAAAGCGGCUGUGAAACCUUGUUGGCAUCUCAAUAAACUCCUUGACACAACAGUGGUCUCUCUCUCUCUCUCUCUCUCUCUCUCUCUCUCUCUCUGUCUGAUGAAUAUGUAAUGAAUUCAACCAACGUGUGAUUUUGAUUUUGUAAUAUGUCUGCCUUUGUAUGCAAGCUCAAUAUUAUGGGGAGAAAAAAAACAAAAUCUGCAUGCAUAUGUUCUUGGUUUUGUCAUGAGAUGACUUUGCCUAAUGUUUGAUACUGUUUUCUGUAUUUAAAAAAAAACAAAAAACAAAACACACGACUGUGGACUCUCUAAGAUUAUGCUAUAAGUCAGUCUUUCUUCUGGACAACAUUUUGUACCUUUGAACACUAUCGCAUUGCCUGUUUGGCUGCUGUAUUGACUAUCUGGAAGCGUGACUUGAUGUGAAUUAAAAUCUCUCCUUUGUUGUUUUGUUUCCUUUUUAACACUCAGGCACUUGUUUGCAUUAUUCUGGUUUGUUGAAUGUAUGACUAUAAAUGAUUGUCCCAAAUUAUAUUUUAGUCCUAUGCCAAAUGGA